Molecule: messenger RNA, 9704 nt
Organism: Echinops telfairi (small Madagascar hedgehog)
Lineage: Eukaryota; Metazoa; Chordata; Mammalia; Afrosoricida; Tenrecidae
Gene: ARHGAP32
Product: Rho GTPase activating protein 32
Exons: 21
Coding region: 7-6048 (2013 amino acids)
Biological process (GO): small GTPase-mediated signal transduction
Cellular component (GO): actin cytoskeleton; fibrillar center; Golgi apparatus
Molecular function (GO): phosphatidylinositol phosphate binding; GTPase activator activity; protein binding
Source: RefSeq, a predicted model, not a curated record
AGGAAGAUGAAGUCCUCAGUCCAUUCUGAAGAGGAUGAUUUUGCUCCAGAGCUACAUAGGAACGUUCACCCUCGAGAGCGGCCUGAUUGGGAAGAAACACUUAGUGCAAUGGCAAGAGGAGCAGAUGUUCCAGAGAUUCCUGGAGACCUUACUCUUAAGACAUGUGGCAGUACAGCCAGUAUGAAGGUGAAACAUGUGAAAAAAUCCAACAAUCCAGGACUGAUGGGCUGUGACAACAUUCACAGGUUACCCUUCACCAAAGGUCACUUUCCGAAGAUGGCUGAAUGUGCACAUUUCCACUAUGAGAAUGUUGAAUUCGGCAGCAUACAGCUUUCCCUUUCAGAAGAACAAAAUGAAGUAAUGAAGAAUGGUUGUGAAUCUAAAGAGCUCGUCUACCUCGUACAGAUUGCUUGUCAGGGUAAAAGUUGGAUUGUUAAAAGAAGUUAUGAAGAUUUUCGAGUACUUGAUAAACACCUUCAUUUGUGCAUUUAUGACCGCCGGUUCUCCCAGCUCUCAGAACUUCCCCGUUCUGACGCCUUGAAGGACAGUCCAGAGUCAGUAACUCAGAUGCUUAUUGCUUAUCUGGCACGCCUUUCAACUAUUGCUGGGAACAAGAUCAACUGUGGACCUGCCCUUACGUGGAUGGAGAUUGAUAACAAGGGGAAUCACCUUCUAGUUCAUGAGGAAUCAUCCAUUAACACACCUGCUGUUGGUGCUGCCCAUGUUAUCAAGAGGUAUACUGCUCGGGCCCCUGAUGAACUGACUUUAGAGGUGGGAGACAUUGUUUCUGUUAUUGACAUGCCCCCCAAAGUCCUAAGCACAUGGUGGAGAGGCAAGCAUGGAUUUCAGGUGGGACUCUUCCCUGGACACUGUGUUGAGUUAAUUAACCAAAAAGUUCCCCAGUCAGUGACCAACUCUGUGCCCAAACCAGUGCCCCAGGUUCUUCAAAGCUGUACAGCAUUCAUUGAGAGAUAUGGCAUUGUGGAUGGAAUAUAUCGUCUCUCAGGUGUUGCCUCCAAUAUCCAGAGAUUACGCCAUGAAUUUGACUCUGAGCAUGUUCCCGACCUGACAAAAGAACCUUAUGUUCAAGACAUUCAUUCUGUGGGCUCACUUUGUAAGCUGUAUUUCCGAGAACUCCCAAACCCACUGCUCACGUAUCAACUAUAUGAGAAAUUUUCUGAUGCUGUUUCAGCAGCAACAGAUGAAGAAAGAUUGAUAAAAAUUCAUGAUGUCAUCCAGCAACUCCCCCCUCCACACUACAGAACUCUGGAGUUCCUGAUGAGGCAUUUGUCUCUUCUAGCUGACUAUUGCUCCAUCACAAACAUGCACGCAAAAAACCUAGCGAUAGUCUGGGCUCCAAACCUCCUAAGAUCAAAGCAGAUAGAAUCAGCCUGCUUCAGUGGGACGGCGGCGUUCAUGGAAGUGAGAAUUCAGUCUGUGGUUGUGGAAUUUAUCCUCAAUCACGUGGAUGUCCUCUUCAGUGGCAGAAUCAGUGCAGUCAUCCAGGAAGGGGCAGCUUCUCUAUCAAGACCCCAGUCUCUGCUGGUUUCUUCUCCCUCCACCAAGCUGCUGACACUGGAGGAAGCCCAGGCACGAACACAAGCUCAGGUUAAUUCUCCAAUUGUGACUGAAAACAAAUAUAUUGAAGUAGGAGAAGGACCUGCCGCACUUCAGGGAAAAUUUCAUACUAUAAUUGAGUUUCCACUUGAAAGGAAAAGGCCUCAAAAUAAAAUGAAAAAAUCCCCCGUGGGCAGCUGGCGUUCCUUUUUCAAUUUGGGGAAGUCGUCAUCUGCUUCCAAACGGAAGCUGCAGCGAAACGAGAGUGAGCCUUCGGAGAUGAAAACCAUGGCCCUGAAAGGUGGCAGGGCAGAAGGAACUCUUCGCUCAGCUAAGAGUGAGGAAUCUCUUACUUCUCUCCAUGCAGUCGAUGGUGAUUCCAAGCUCUUCCGACCCAGAAGACCCAGAUCUAGCAGCGAUGCCCUGUCUGCUUCUUUUAAUGGAGAAAUGUUGGGAAACCGCUGUAAUUCUUAUGAUAAUCUGCCCCAUGACAGUGAAAGUGAGGAGGAAGUAGGGCGGCUCCACAUUCCAGCACUUAUAUCUCCUCAUUCAGCUGAGGAUGUUGACUUGAGUCCACCAGACAUUGGAGUGGCCAGCCUGGACUUUGAUCCAAUGUCAUUUCAAUGUAGUCCUCCCAAAACUGAAACAGAAUGUCUGGAAAGUGGUGCUUCCUUUUUAGAUUCAUUAGAACACUCCAAGGAUAAACCAAGUACCAAUAAAAAAGAAGCAGAGGGAAGUGGUAGCCAGUCUCAGACUCCAGGAAGCACUGCAAGUUCUGAACCUGUCUCUCCUCUCCAGGAGAAACUGAGUCCAUUCUUCACCCUGGACUUGAGCCCAAGUGAAGAAACAUCCUCUAAACCAUCCUCAUUCACUGAAAAGGUUGUCUAUGCUUUUUCUCCAAAGAUAGGACGGAAACUAAGCAAGUCACCUUCUAUGAACAUAUCUGAGCCCAUUUCAGUGACUCUGCCCCCUCGGAUAUCAGAAGUCCUUGGUGCAGUCACGGAAUCUGCGGCUCAGAACACAUCUUCUGCAACCCGGAACAAAAACGUGGAAGAAAUAGAUGUCACAGAUAGAUCCCCUACCCAGGUAGUAAUGAUGAGAAAAAGUGAGCAAGAAGCCCAAGAAGAUUGUGAACCUGAAGUCCAGGCCAUUGACCAGGUGGCUCUGGAAGAGAUGGCCUUGCCAGAGAGAGAGGAGCAGGCCAUCCUGAGCAGUCAGAGUAAGGCUGUACCUGCUGGACAGGCACAGACAGGAGCAGUUACCCAUGACCCCCCUCAGGAUUCCGUUCCUGUCAGUUCAGUCUCUCUUAUCCCACCACCUCCGCCUCCGAAAAACGUUGCCCGCAUGUUGGCGCUAGCCCUAGCUGAGUCUGCACAGCAAGCUUCAACUCAGUCAUUGAAGAGACCAGGGAAUUCUCAGGCUGGUUAUGCAAAUUAUGGAGACAUAACAGUGGCUACAGCUGAAGAUAAACUGCCCAGUUCCUACUCUAAUGUUACCCUAGAUAAGGCCUAUAACCAAACAGAUAUGCCAGUAGAGCAGUUCCAGCUCCAGAACAGUGCAUCUGGGAACUGUGGGCAGCAUGUACCAGACCCAGCAGCUACUGAGUAUCCUACCCAUUCCAGUGCAACUGAAUCUGGGGAGCAACUUCAUAAAGCAGACUCCCCAGGGAAUCAGCCACAUCAAACCUGUUUACCUGGGGACCUGGAACAGGCCCGAAUCCCUGUAGUUCCCGUCACAGACUCAGAGAGAUCUAAUGAUCAUAUGCAUUUCCCUGAAGACCAGUCUGGGAAGAUCAGCAUGCCAACCGUGUCCUUUGUGGACCAGGACCUUUCUCGCCUCCAUUUCUACAGUGGGGAACAACCUCCCCUUCAUCUUGGUGCAAGGGUGGAUAGGCCCCACCACACUUCAGAACCUGGAGACAAAUCUUCCAAUCCUUCUAAUUUGCCUAGGGACAAAAUCUACCCUCCAUCUGGGCCCCCUGAAGAAAAUACCAGUACAACCACCCUGGCUUACAUGACAGCCAUUCCUGCAACAGCUGACGUCAACACCCAGGAAGCCAGCUGGACUGUGGUCGAGCCGCCUCCUGCAGCCACUGCGUUUGCUGUUGCUACCCUCCAGCGCGCUCACAGAACUAGUCGUCCCCUGCCCCCACCUCCUUCCGAGAGGUCCACAGAGCAGCCACUAACCGUGGGACAGGUACAAGCAGCAGCCAAUACUGGAUUAAAUAACUCCCACAAGGUUCCCGGAGUAGUUCCAGCUCCAGAGAAACCACCGGAGCCUAGAAUGAUCGAAGAGCCUUCUUUUGUCUUUGUCAGCGAUGGCAGUGCCACUGUUCAGUGUAGCCUCUCUGCAACCACGGUCUACCCAGGCCUUCCUGAAAGAGCCCGGGCCCCCAUGCUGCACCUACGCACUGAAUCGGUUCCUGUGCGCCCUUCCUGUGGUUUCACUGCUCCUGUCCCUCCUACCAGGACCAUGGAGAGUAAGAUUGCUGCUGCCAUCCAUGCCAGCAGUGCAGAUGCAUCCAACACUUCAAAUUAUCACUCCUUUAUCACUGCUUCUUCAGCCUCUGUGGACGAUGGUUUGCCUGUACAGCCUCCCAUCCCACAACUUAAGCAUGCUUCUCAAAAAACACCUUAUUCCUCCUUUGCCAGGCCUGAUGUCACUUCUGAGCCCUUUGGUCAAGAAAACUAUUUGCAUUUCAGCAUGACUCCAAACUGCCAGUUCCGCCCCCAGAGUGUACCCCCACAUCACAAUAAAUUGGAGCAACACCAAGCAUACGGUUCUAGAUCAGAGCCACCAGCCUCCGUGGGGCCUCGCUACAACACUUACGUGGCCCCAGGAAGAAAUUCAUCUGGACAUCAUGCUAAGCCGUGCAACAGGGUUGAAUAUAUGUCCUCUAUGAGCUCAUCUGUUAGGAAUGCUUGUUGCCCUGAAGAUAUUCCAUCUUACCCUACCAUCCGGAGGGUGCAGUCUCUCCAUGCACCUCCAUCUUCCAUGAUUCGCUCCGUUCCCAUUUCAAGGACAGAAGUCCCCCCAGAUGAUGAACCAGCUUACUGCCCAAGACCCCUGUACCAAUAUAAGCCAUAUCAGUCCUCCCAGGCGCGCUCAGAUUAUCACGUAACUCAGCUUCAGCCUUACUUUGAAAAUGGCCGGGUUCACUACCGGUACAGCCCAUAUUCCAGUUCUAGUUCCUAUUACAGUCCAGAUGGAGCCCUGUGUGAUGUGGAUGCCUAUGGCACUGUACAGCUGAGGCCUCUUCACCGCCUACCCAAUCGAGAUUUUGCCUUCUAUCAUUCUAGACUACAAGGGAAGAAUAUGUACAGUUAUCCUGGCUUGCCUCCGAGACCAAGGGCCAACGUAAUUGGCUAUUUCCCUGGAAAUGACCACAAUGCAGUCAACAUGCCUCCAGCAACUGACAUAAAGCACACUUACACCUCAUGGGAUCUUGAAGACAUGGACAAACACCGCAUGCAGUCCAUCUGGAGAGAGAGCCGCGCUCGGCAGAAGGUGCAAGGGCCUGUUAUGUCCCAGUACGAUAACCUGACGCCAGCUGUGCAAGAUGACGUGGGUGGGAUCUACGUCAUUCACCUUCGCAGUAAAUCGGAUCCUGGGAAAACUGGACUUCUCUCAGUGGCAGAGGGAAAGGAAGGGCGAUGCCCAACCAAAGCCAUGAGUCCUGAGGGAGAGGACCGCUUCUAUAGGAAGCAUCCAGAGCCAGAGUUAGAAAGAGCCCACCACCAUGGAGGAUAUGGCAAUGGGCAGCCAGAGAAACCCUCCCUCCCGCAAAAGCAAAGCAGCCUUCGGAACAGAAAGAUUCAUGACAUGGGUUGUAGUCUCCCUGAGCAUAGAGCACACCAGGACACAAGCCAUAGGCAAUUAUGUGAGUCAAAAAAUGGUCCACCUUAUCCCCAGGGAGCUGGCCACUUAGAUUAUGGGUCCAAAGGAAUUCCAGACACUUCUGAGCCAGUCAGCUACCAUAACUCUGGAGGGAAAUACAUUAUAUCAGGGCAGGAGUCUUUAAGACUAAACCACAAAGAGGUAAGGCUUUCCAAAGAGCUAGAGCGGCCCAGGGCUAGGCAGCCUCCUGCCCCAGAGAAACACUCUAGAGACUGCUACAAGGAAGAAGAGCACCUCAUGCAGUCCGCAGUCCCACCUCCUAAGCCAGAGAGGAGUCAUAGCCUGAAACUCCACCAUACGCCGAACGUGGAGCGGGACCCUGGCAUGCUGUACCAGUACCAGAUGCCCGGCAAGCACCAGAGCAGCACAACCGUCGUGUCCCAGUACGACAACUUAGAGGACUACCACUCCCUGCCACAGCACUCACGAGCAGUGUUUGGUGGAGGAGGAGGAGGAGGAGGUAUGGGGACAUACGUACCCUCAGGCUUUUCCCACUCACAGAACAGGACAUAUGCCACAGCUUUGGGCCAAGGGGCUUUCCUCCCGACAGAGCUGUCCCUGCAGCACCCUGAGACCCAGAUCCAUGCAGAAUGAGCCUGGAGCAAUAGAGAUGAAGCAGCCUCUGCUGGGCAGUGGACUGCUCUAUUUUUUUUUCAAUAACCAAAAAGAUUAAAAACAAAUGCCCAACUACAUUUAAAAAAUUCUAAUAAAAAUAAAUCGCCAUCAUACCCCUGACCUGCUUCAUCACCUCUUCCAUCUGUAGACUGUCAUUUUUGUCAUUUAAAGAAAUCUAAGUGAUUGUAAAAGCACCGUGUUGAAAAUCUAGUAAAGGAAUUUGUCAUGGACCACACUUGCCAUAUAGGGAUAAUUUGCAAGAGUCUGAGGACUGCCUCUAACCGAAUUUGAACUUGUUUCUUCUUAGAAUUUGCUAUGUAGCUCUGAGCGGUUUACAUCUAUUUCCUGGUAGACUUUUGCAUUUAUUGUUCUGUUCCCCUUACUUGCUGCAGUAGCCACGCAACUUUCCCUGGUAGACAUCCAGUUUUUCCUCCGUUAUCCCUUGUCUUCCAAAGAGGCUUCUCUGUUACAUUAGAAUGGCGACUUCCCUGACCCUUAAGAUAAGCCAAUUGAAAAUUUAGCCACAUUGUAAUUUAAAAAAAGAAAACAUUAUGGCUUUAAACAUUUAAUAAGGAAAGUGGCUUUGAGAAUCCCUUGCAAUGUCAGACUAUUUAGAUCCAGUCUGAACCAUGCUGUUUACAUCCACUCAUGUUCCUCCUUCUAGAUUGAUAUCCAAGUUCAGAUCACUGUUGAUGGGAGUUAUAAAGGAACUUCUUAGGUGGGAAAAAGUUCUUGCUCUCAGUAAACUUAGCACCCAAAACUAUAUGUAAUGUGUUUCUUGCCUGCAGGGGUCUUUUGUUGGCUUGUUUUUCUCCCUAUAGUAUCUGGUAAGUUGAAAUCCUUGUAAAAUAUAUGACCCCAUUUGUUCUCCUAAAGUAAUUCAUUUUCAUAAGGAAAACAAAACAUCCAGCAGCAUGGUUUGACUGGACCAAUAAUUAUCAUUAUUACAAAUUUACAUGUCAACUUGUUUCUAAACCAUAGUACAAGUUCCCUGCAAAUUCUCAAAGUAACUACUAAUCAUCUCUUAGUAAUCCGUGUUACUACAAUAACCACUUAGCACACAGCACCAUUUCAUCAGUUGGAAUUCCAGGCAGUUUACCUUUAAGCGCUCAGUGAUUACAUGUUGGUCAUUCCCCUCUGUACUUGUGUGAUCAGUUUCAUUGUUAUUGCCACUGACCACCAGCAUUUCAGGUACAGCUCUGUAUAGCUCUGUAGACAUGUUAAACAUGUUUAAUACCCAGGACUUUCUUUUGAAAGUUUCAUACCUUAUUACAGUAGUACAAAACACCUCCUACCCCAACUUCAUUCUUAAUUCACCCCAUCACCUAUAUGCCAGGUUAGCAAUACAGUCCUAUAUUGACAAAAUGAGUUUAGAUUGUCGUUGCAUUCCGUAAGUCUUAAUAAUGCUUGAGUUUUAUCUAUAACCAGAUUUUAAGUGCUCCGUUUGUAGAAGACACUAGGAAAAAGUCCAUUCCAUUUACUGGAUGAUAGCUGCUCUGGCUUUAUUAAACUUGGAAUUAACUUUUAUUUAGAGCAAAGGAGGAAAUCUUUUAAGAGGCUAAAAUCAUGCUGCUAUUAUUGCUGUGAAAUUAUAUAAAGAUUAGGAUUCAUGCCAGUUCCUUUUUUAUUAAAAAAAAUCAAAUGAUUGUAUUUUAAGGGUUUAUAUUUAGAAAAAGUUUAAAAAUGAUACAUUUCUAUGUGGAAAUAUCCUAUAAGGUUUUCUUUUGUUGUCCCAGAAUUAGUUGGGGGGAUUCAAUAAGGAUUGUAGUAGAUACUUUGAAACACUAAUAUGAAAAGACCUGUUAAGCGUAGCGUCUACAUUAGUAAAGUGCAGACCCAGCUAGUCUAGACCCAGAAUGUUGAGGAUCGUUCCAUUUGGCAUGCCAACACACUGGGUGCUGUAUUCAGGAGUUUGAUCUUUGGUGAAUAUGCAGGACUCUUUUUCACCUAACCAUCUCUUUUUGUCCGAUAAUCCCCUCUGAAAUCACACCAGCCUUGUAAGUACGCACCAGCAGCUUGGAGAUUAGGAAGGCCUGGUGGGCCUUGGCAACAGAGAGCCCGUAGGAAGUGGCUGAAAAAGUCCUUUCCAGUUUUAAUAUCUGUGGAUUUGUUAUCAUGCAUUGUUUACUCCUGAAACUAAACUCUUCAUUUAUAAAUACGAAUGUUAAUGCCUCAGAGCAAUUUCUUACUAAUAAUGGGUUUAGAAAUAUUGGUAAAUAUUUUGAAUACAGAGUAGCAACUGAAAUUACUGGUAUAAAUGUGAAACACAAACUCCAGAUAAAACCUAGAGCUGUUUCAUUAACUGUAUGUAGAUAUAGCCUUAACUUUGGAGUCAUGUAUUUGAAGGACUUUGCCUAUAUCUUUCCCUUCCUAAUAUUGUGGGGUAGAAAUUGGAUGGCAAAUCACUGUGAGCUGGUUACCUCAGCAUAGUUCACCUUGUGUGUGACGUCACAAAUACAGUAACUAAAUGAUGACAUGGAGGAUUCUGAUCAAGAAUUAGACCCAAAAUGUAAUUCCCUUGAUAUUUUUUCAUAGCCAUGUCUCUAGAAGUUAUCGUGUGCCGUUAACCCCGCCCCCUGGAGUUCUGAUCCCACACUUGGUUUUAUUGACGGAUUCCUUGGAUGUCAGGUUAGAGACUUUGCUAACAACCCCAGAAGUGCUAUUUUCAAAUGUUUAAUUUCCUCCACGCCUUAUGGCUAGUUAGGGUUAGUCUCCUUUUAAACAUGCAAGGCUGCGGGAUAGCUUGAGGGUAGGGCCUUCACAUGUCUUAAGAAAGACAAAGCUUUUUUUUUUUUUAAUUAGAGUCAGAUUGGAAAAAACUAGACUCAUUUCAUAAAGAGGAGAGGCCCUUAAUGUGAGUGGGAAUACAGGAGGAGGAUGUGCAGUUAAAGUAGCAAUAGAUGCAUACAGUGUAAAUUGGAAAUGUGCCCCUUUAUUUGCGGUACCUGCAGAGUCCAUUUGUGUAUUCCCAUGUCAGUCACCUAUCUGGGAUGUUGGCAAAGUAUCGCCUAAGCAGAAUGUAUAAUGAAAGCAAAAGGAUGUCAGAAAGUUAUUUUGAAAUGGUUAGAGGCAUGUGAUUUUCCGUUUUGUGUGUUACAGACACGUCAGGAACGGUGUGUCGUAACUGAAUGCAAGAAUGUCGGUGUGCACAGAGGGUCCCUUUUCCCUUUACCUGAUUAGUACUGUUAAUGUUCAAAGAGUAAACAGUGUUUGUUUUAGAGUUUAGAUCCUGAGAUAGCAAAACCAGGUUCUUUUUCAGCCAUGACUUGCAUGAGAGAAGCACCCUAGAAAGUCUUACAUCAUAUCUCUGCGUUCUUUUAAUUUAUAUAGUUUUAUUAUGUUUUAAUAUUUUUGUGAACUGGUGUAAAUUGUUAAUGCACAUAAGCUUGUGUAUUUUUGUAAAUAAUUUUGUGAUUUAUUUCUUGCCCCAUAUGUAAAUAUUUAGUCUCUUUUUUCCCCCACAAAAACUUAUUUGAAGCUGACUUGUGGAUUUGGGGGUUUAUUUCUUUGUUUUGGUUGGGGAGGGGGAGGGGGAUUUUGUACUCCAGUGAUCCAGAUGGAGAUUCUUGUGGUUUAACGCAAAUGUUCCACUGAAAGCAAUUCAAAUAUCAACAAGUAUUUCAGGUUAAAACAGA